Camellia sinensis is the source of this 2010-nucleotide messenger RNA. The record is from RefSeq and is a predicted model, not a curated record. Lineage: Eukaryota; Viridiplantae; Streptophyta; Magnoliopsida; Ericales; Theaceae.
AUGGCAUGUGUCACUUCUGUAAAAUUCUUUGUCUAUGCCAUUGGAGAGAAACGUACAGAGUUUACCCUAUCUUGUGGACUCCGCCAAGGUGAUCCUCUUUCUUUGUAUUUAUUUCUCUUGGUGGCUGAUGUACUCUCGAAUCUUCUUACUCACAGGCUGAACUCAAACUCCAUCUCAGGACUCAAAAUACGCCGAACUUGCCUUACGCUCUCUCAUCUUUUCUUUGCAGACGAUGCUAUUCUCUUCUUCAAAGCUAAAACAUUCGAAUGUGAGUCUAUUCUGGAAGUUCUAAAGGUGUAUAGUGAUGCUUCUGGACAACUUCUCAAUUUUGACAAAUCUGGUGCUUUAUUUUCGGCUAACUCCUCUACAAGUCUAUCCAAUUCUAUUUGUCAUCUGCUGGGUGUCACAAAAGCCAACCCCAAAGCUCAAUAUCUAGGCCUACUAACCUCUUGGGGAAAGUCGAAAAGUGAGGCUUAUAGAUUCUUAUUAGAGAAAGAGCUGGCCAAGAUGCAAUUGUGGAAAUCAAAGUUAUUAUCCCAAGCAGGAAGAGAGAUUCUCAUCAAAUCAGUCGUUCAAGCCAUACCAACUUAUGCAAUGGCUUAUUUUGAUUUACCCAAAGCCUUUCAAUCCAAAUUCAAUACCUUGAUUCGCAAUUUUUGGUGGAAGGGAAACCCAGACAGCAGGGGAAUUCAUUGGGCCAAUUGGAAUCACAUGACCAAACCCAAAGUUAUAGAAAGAAUGGGUUUUCGAGAUUUUGAAGAAUUUAAUCAGGCUUGUUUGCAAAAUAGAGCUGGAGACUUCUCUCACACCCUCAUUCGUUUCUGCCUCCUUAAAGGCCGAGCUUUACUCCAAGAAGGAACUCGUUGGCAAAUUCAAUCUGGUAAGCAAGUCUACUUUUGGGAAGAUCGGUGGAUCCCAUCUUUUGUGGGUCACAAAAUUGCCUCUCCAAAGCCAAUAGACUGCAAUAUUAUCUCUGUGGCCGAUAUCAUUGAUCCAACUUUCAAAACUUGGAAUUUAGAUGCUCUGGGUGAUACUAUUUCUGAUGAGGAAAGGGUAGCCAUUCAAGCCAUUCCCAUAGCAGUGGAAGAUAGAGAUAAUAGCAGGAUUUGGCAUCAUACCAAAUCGGGGAUUUAUUUGGUAAAGUCUGGGUAUGCUCUGGCUAGAACCAUUAAUGGUAAAUCUUCAGUUCAUGAUCCUUCUUCUUCUACGACCACUGUGGACAUUUUGUGGAAAUCAAUGUGGCAAAUAGACACCCCGUCCAAGAUUCGUCACUUUUGGUGGAGAGCUUGUAACAACGCGUUAGUAACCAAGGCGGGCCUCUAUAAACGCAAAUGCAGUGCUUCAAUGCUUUGUCCCAUAUGCCAAUCUGAGAUUGAAAUUGUGGAACAUCUACUUUUUGACUGCCCUUGGACUAAAGCAGUUUGGUCUGCCCAAACAUGUAACAAUGCAACUUCUCAGCAGAGUCGCUACCAUAGGCUUUCUCAAAAUUCAGUCCCGCCUCUUGAAUCUACAUCGCCCGAGCCGUCUUCGGCUUGGUCCCCUGCUGCUCAUGGUUGUUUUAAAAUUAAUUGUGAUGCUGCCUUUUGCCAAAGGACUUCCAAGGCUGCUGUUGCAGCAAUCAUCAGGGACUCCAAUGGCCAUUUCAUUAAUGGCAAUGCUAGGACUCUCGGUGCCUCCUCAGCCAUUCUUACUGAAGCUCUUGCGGUCCGCAUGGCUUGCCUUAUGAUCCAAGCUCAUAAGUUAUCGAAUGUGGAAAUAGAAAGUGAUAGCCAAUUGGUGAUUCAGUUAUGCGUCUCAGAAACGGUUCCCCCUUGGGAGAUUAGUGUUGUGAUACUGGACAUUCGUGCUCUUGCUCUACAGUUUCACCUCUCCUUCACUUGGACACGUCAUUCUAACAACAAGGUGGCACAUUGGGUGGCCAAGACCCAAGCUUCCAACUCUUUACCUGAUAUAUGGAAUGUCUAUCUGCCUAGCUCUUUUGUUACUCUGCUAUUUUCAGAUGUAACCUAG